This is a messenger RNA of Botrytis sinoallii, 906 nucleotides long. RefSeq lists its product as uncharacterized. Gene Ontology annotation, biological process: proteasome localization; nuclear protein quality control by the ubiquitin-proteasome system. The record is from RefSeq and is a predicted model, not a curated record. The transcript has 2 exons. Gene Ontology annotation, cellular component: nucleus. NCBI's taxonomy places the organism in Eukaryota, Fungi, Ascomycota, Leotiomycetes, Helotiales, Sclerotiniaceae. Bases 1 to 906 code for a protein of 301 amino acids.
AUGAACGUUUUGCUUCCAACUCAAGCGUCGUUCUUUUCAUCACCUCACCGUAACCCCAUUCAUACUCCAGCCUCUCCGCACACAAACCUCAAAAUGGGCAGUCGAAAACGAAAAGCCGAUGACGAUGGACUCGAUGAUAAAAUGUCUAUUUCUCCUACAAAUAGCCCCGCCCUGGCCACACGACAAAUCCCCCGACCCUCCAAGAAAGUUCGAGCUAACGAGAUCACCGGCCGACCUCUCAACCUCCCUCGUCUUCUCGAAACCCUAGAUGCUCAGUCAUUGAGAGCGGUUCUCCAAACUAUCUGCGAAAGACACCCAGAGAUCGGCUCGGAGAUUGUCACUUCAGCACCAAGACCAUCUGUAGAAUCCACCCUUGGCGUCCUUCACAAAUACCAAAACGAAUUACGGGAAGCUUUUCCUUACGGUGGCAGUCCUGGAUCGGAUUAUGCCUACGAUCGAGUUAAGCAACAACUCACAAAUCUUAUUGAUGCUUUGGUCGAUUUCACACCGCAUUACCUCCCACCGAACGAACAACAAACCGCUACUUCUCUCAGUUUCCUCGAUAGUGCCACCAAAAUUGUUCACGAUCUUCCAAACUGGGACAGUCAGUCUCAUAAACAUCACAAGGACAAUGCGUACGAUGAAAUUUCAAGGGCUUGGGCUUUGGUGAUUAGUGAAGCCUCCAAGCGUGGGGGAGGAUUCCAGCUUCAUUCUGGUGGAUGGGACCAAAGACUUGCUAGGCAUAAUGAUCAGAGUGGAGGAAAGAUGCAGAUGGCAGUCGACGCACUCGGUACAAACCUUGGUUGGAUGGGAGGUAGCUCUGGAGAUCCAGAUUCUAUCCGCAAUCAACUCCUUUCAGGUCGCUAUGGUGCUAAUCAGAGUGUGCCAGUAGGAGCUCGCUGGUAG